UAACAUACAAUUGCAUACAUAAACCCAUUUUAAGCAAUUCCGCCUAUUUUCCGUGCUUAGCUCCCGUCAUCUGCUGAUAGAUUUUUUUUGAGUAAACUAAUUUAAUUGCACUCAAUUUCUCGUACUUGUAAUUUUUUUCUCAAAUUUUCGACCAGUCUCCAUAUGAUUGUACCAAGCUGUCUGCUCUGAAAGGCGACAGUCCUGACACCUGAAGGUAAGGGACUUCGUUUUUCUUGACUUCGAAAAUGUUGCGGCUUCCACUGAUUAGAGCGGCUGGUCUGUCGGGAUGCAGGCUUGGUGCCACUGGACUCCAUACCACAGCCAGUAAGCUGCAAGCCCCACCUGAGCAGAUCGAGGUGUUUAUUGACGACAUCCCUGUGCUAGUUGAUCCAGGAACUACUGUACUCCAGGCUGCCGCUAAAAUCGGAGUGGAGAUUCCCCGAUUUUGUUACCAUGAGCGUCUCGCAGUGGCUGGAAAUUGCAGAAUGUGUUUGGUUGAAAUUGAAAAACAAAUCAAGCCAGUAGCUGCUUGCGCAAUGCCAGUGAUGAAAGGAUGGCGAGUAAAGACCAAUUCUGAUUUGACACGCAAGGCUCGUGAAGGUGUGAUGGAGUUUUUACUGGUCAAUCACCCAUUAGAUUGCCCCAUCUGUGAUCAGGGUGGUGAAUGUGAUCUGCAAGAUCAGAGCAUGGCUUUUGGUAAUGACCGAAGCCGUUUUGUGGAUAUCAACUUUAGUGGAAAGCGAGCGGUUGAAGACAAAGAUGUCGGACCUUUAAUCAAGACAGUCAUGACUCGCUGUAUUCAUUGCACACGUUGUAUUCGUUUUGCUUCUGAAGUCGCCGGUGUAGAUGAUCUAGGAACAACUGGACGUGGCUCUGACAUGCAGGUAGGCACGUAUGUUGAGAAGAUGUUCUUGUCUGAGCUAUCUGGAAAUGUCAUUGAUUUAUGCCCUGUCGGAGCCCUGACAAGUAAACCUUAUGCUUUUGUGGCCCGUCCUUGGGAAACCCGUCGAACAGACAGUAUUGAUGUCCUUGAUGCUGUAGGCAGCAACAUCGUUGUUUCUACAAGAAGUGGGGAAGUCCUCAGAGUUCUUCCAAGGCUAAAUGAGGAAAUUAACGAAGAAUGGUUAUCAGACAAGUCUCGUUUUGCAUGUGACGGUCUUAAACGUCAGCGCCUCCUAACUCCGAUGAUGAAAGUAGACUCAAAGCUACAACCAGUUGAAUGGGAAGAUGCAUUGGUUGCUGCAAGCAGAGCUCUACAACAAGCUCCGGCAACCAAAAUUGCUGCAGUAACUGGGAAACUAGCUGAUGCAGAGGCUCUGAUUUCAUUGAAAGAUUUGUUUAAUAAACUUGGCAGCGAAACUUUGGCUACAGAGCAACCUUUCCCAAAAGAUGGAGCAGGAAUUGAUCUACGAAGCAGUUAUAUUAUGAACAACAAAAUCGCUGGGAUUGAAGAAGCUGAUGUUGUUGUACUCAUUGGAACGAAUCCUAGAUUUGAGGCACCUCUGGUGAAUACUAGGCUUCGAAAAUCUUAUCUUCAUCGUGAGCAAACCAUCGCCUUGAUUGGACCUGAGGUGGAUCUCACAUAUGAAUAUGAGCAUCUUGGUGAUUCUGCUGAAGUGAUUUCUCAAUUGAAAAACGGUACUCAUCCAUUUUGCGCUACUUUAAAGAAUGCAAAGGCACCACUCAUAAUAUUAGGUGCGGAACAGCUUGCUCGCAGCGAUGGCAGUAAGAUCCUUGCGGAAACACAGGCAUUGGCAGCUUCCUUGGGGAAAACCGUUCAGGCCCCGGAAAAUUGGAAAGUAUUAAAUGUACUUCAUAGCAAUGCUUCUCAAGUUGCUGCCCUGGAUCUUGGCUAUGGAUCUAGUCUGGCAGAAAUUAAAGCCCAAAACCCCCAAGUUCUUUUCCUAUUAGGAGCGGAUGAUGCAGAUAUAAAAAGAGAAGACUUUCCAAACACCUUUAUCAUUUAUCUUGGAAGUCAUGGUGAUCAAGGAGCAUGUAUCGCAGAUGUCGUUUUACCCGGCGCUGCUUACACAGAGAAGAAUGCAAGUUACGUGAAUACAGAGGGCCGGGCUCAACAGACUGGUACUGCAGUUAAUCCACCAGGAAUGGCACGCCCAGACUGGAAAAUUAUCAGAGCACUGUCAGAGUUCAUCGGUGUCCGACUUCCUUACGACACUAUCCACGAUGUGCGUGGCAGACUAGAGCAAGUGGCCCCACACCUUGUUAGGUAUGGUGAUAUUGAACCAGCAAAUUAUUUCGCCCAGGCUCUUGAACUGGCUAAGAAAACUGGAAGUUUCGCAUCAGAUCCACUUGAACUAAAGCAGAAGACAUUAGAUGAAUUCUUUAUGACAGAUGUUGUGUCGCGUGCAUCACCAACAAUGGCUAAAUGCGUGCAAGCUGUUAUUAAGCAACGUCAGGCACAGUUAUAAACUUAGCUUGACGUAUUUAUGUAUAUAGUAUAGGAUUCUGUUAUAAUAAAAUUAAUUAUCAUGUGAA
Messenger RNA from Neodiprion virginianus, 2496 nucleotides. It is a transcript of the gene ND-75, whose product is annotated as NADH-ubiquinone oxidoreductase 75 kDa subunit, mitochondrial. Gene Ontology annotation, cellular component: membrane. The record is from RefSeq and is a predicted model, not a curated record. NCBI's taxonomy places the organism in Eukaryota, Metazoa, Arthropoda, Insecta, Hymenoptera, Diprionidae. Gene Ontology annotation, molecular function: iron-sulfur cluster binding; NADH dehydrogenase (ubiquinone) activity. The transcript is spliced from 12 exons. Bases 246 to 2429 code for a protein of 727 amino acids. Gene Ontology annotation, biological process: ATP synthesis coupled electron transport.